GUUUACGCAACAUCGGGUAGUCGUUAAGAGUGCGACGAUUCCGACGAUACGAAAAAACGAAGAAUGGAUUUGAAAAAUUACGUGCGAAUCCGGCCAAACUGCAGGCCCGGCCGAAAGAGACGACCGGAGCGUAAGCGUUAUUUCCGGUGAAUCUCCUCUCGGAACCAAUGCGUGACGUAGCGAAGGGCACGAGCCGCCAAUCGCAACGCGGGAUGAGCCCGAACAGCGACCAAUCGUAUUUUGAGCGUCUCUGCCCUUUGCCAUACGGAUGCGCCUGCCAAACUACGCCGAAGGGCAGGCGGACAGGGCCGUGCCGGCCCCGCAACCUCGACGGAUUUUUAAGAACAUACGGAUUUAUUGUUACCAACGGCUCCCAUCCGGUCCUGCGUACCAUUGAUGCGAUCCCGAAAGGGGCGGGCUUGCGAUUGUCGACCCUCGCACGCGCCACAAAAAGAGCAACGCGAUCGGGAAAGACCACACGGGCGUCCGCAAAGGCACUCGCAGGGCUUCAGUGA
This is a messenger RNA of Cylas formicarius (sweet potato weevil), 515 nucleotides long. RefSeq lists its product as uncharacterized. Lineage: Eukaryota; Metazoa; Arthropoda; Insecta; Coleoptera; Brentidae. Bases 168 to 515 code for a protein of 115 amino acids. The transcript is spliced from 3 exons. The record is from RefSeq and is a predicted model, not a curated record.